GUUGAUAGAAGAUGUUCAUGCCUUGUUCGAAGAAGUUUGGUUAUUCAAUGAUUUUCUGACUGGCAUGGUCUCCUUUUUUUGAUGAUGAUAUCCUAAUUUGCAAAUGACCUUCCUGCCACCAACAUUAUUAUCUUCAAUCUUCCUUUCGCCGCAAUAAGAAUCACCAGGAUGAUGCCUCCUGUUCAUAGUCUCCAUGGUUUCGCGGUCUCAAAACAUGGAUGCCGCACGGUCGCUGAGCCUAAAUACUCUGCGGGUUGAACUUGUUGCGGCCAGUAUGGUAGUAUGAAGAUGCUGAGUUCGCUUGCGCGAGUGGGACGCUGGUCAUUACCUCACCCGCGAAGAGAGAAACGGGCUUUCUCUGCUGCGCUCCGGCCUUACGCUCCUCGUCCAUCACGGCGCGCGCAUUUUCUUUCGUAUGAGGCGUCGCAAACGUACAUGAAGAGGUUUGGUUUGAAGUCGAGCAGCGAUUGGAUCCGCUGGUGCAGAGACGGGCAUCGGCCUCCUUGCAUUCCCUCGCGACCACACGCAGUGUACGCGCAUGCGGGAUGGUCGGGGUUUUCCGAUCGGCUGGGCUGCGAGACAGAGCUACGGGAAAGUGCAGUCGGGAAGCUGAGGAGGGUGCUUUACACCCACAGACGCGUUGUAGACGCAGUGUUGGCGCAUCUCGAAACCUCCUCGGUCAAGUUCGAUUUCCUCGCACUGCCUCUACGCUGCUCCGCGACCUUGAUGUUCCGUGUGCAGGGCGCCGCGGAUACUCGGUGGUGCCCACUUGCGGUGCGUGGCGUUAGGGAAGCGUCGCUGAAUAGACGGAAGUUCCCCUGCCAUCCGGCGCGCGAGCGCACGGGACUUGGCCUCGUGUAUGCGAACAUGCGCGAUGGCGAGUUCUUUUUUUUUCCCCACGAACUGCUUGAGGAGGGUGCCCGUCGAAAAGAACUACGACAUCUGUCCCGGACCAGUCCAUUGUAUGUUGCACGGGAAGAAGCACGGAAGCACAGGGUUGGCGACGCAGAUGGCUUAGCACGGUGUCUGUUGGAGCAUCUGGCGGCGUCCGAGUUGUACGACGAGAAAGGUCUCUACACGAGAUUUUCAACUCGUGCUACCGAUGUCGUUUGCCACCUUCUCACCACGAAGUUGCGGGCGUUCCUGGUGAAUGACUGCGCUCUCAGCGUCAGCAGCAGGGAGCAUGCGUAUGUGAACGCACAAUUCACGCUUGAGAACUUUCUCUGCAUGGCACGGGUGUGUAUGAACCGCAGAAGAAAUCGGCUUGCGCGUCGCGUUGAUCUCUACUUUCGUCCGCGCCAUAGCAGGAUGCUUCCAGUGGCAUCUUCAUCUCCUUCUAGUACAACAACGGCUUUCAAAAAUGACGGCGAGAACGAAAGUGUAGGCCAGCAUGCGCCAGUUCCUUCCUUAGAGAAGCCAAAGCCUGACUUUGUAUGUGCGCUUGUUCGUGCCGAGAGCUCACCAGUUGACAGUGGACAGACACCGAAUAUUCGAGAGUUGGUUGGUGCGUAUAUGUUACCGUAUUCGUACUUGCAGGCUAUUGGCGGUGGGGCUCUGCCGUGGGAGAUUUAUGUGUAUCCGCCUGGAUCCGGUGCUAGGAAAGCUUGCGCGAGGCAUCGUCAAAGAGUAGAGUUUGAGAAUGGCAAUUUCUUCCUCGACCUUUCGUGUCCUGAAAGUCGCAAAGCGUCUAUUGUCAAGUUGAGAAAUAUUCUAGUAAACUUUUCGCCAUCGUCCACUUGUAGUAGUUUCAAGAACGUCACGAUCCAGGCAGAUCAAUACAGUAGUGAUGAGCGGGCGCGCUGACUAUUGUAGCCGCUUUGGUUGUAAUCACUACUUGCAAUUCUGACAUUUUUGAUGAUUCUGAUUGAUCCAUCUUCAACAGUAUCGAUGUAUAUUAGAGAUGAAACUCAGCGCCUGACGAAGCCUCGAUGUCCAGGAUCAAUGACCGCAGC
This is a messenger RNA of Amoebophrya sp. A25, 1952 nucleotides long. Lineage: Eukaryota; Dinophyceae; Syndiniales; Amoebophryaceae. The record is from the annotation of a GenBank genome assembly.